AUGUUUCGCUUCUUCGAGACCCGCUACGAGCGCGAGUUUGCCGCGACCGCGCUUCGCCACCGCAGUCGCAAGGCUCGCGACUUGUUUGUCCCAUUUCUGUACAACGCCUUCAUCAUGGCGCGGCCAUGGCAGGCGUCGCCGAGGUUCCUGCCGUACCUGCUGGAGCUGCACCGGAGCCGACGGGAGGCGCGCACGGACGCGAUGCCGCCGACGCAGAUCGUGCUGGACAACUUCGACGGCUGCGGCCCGGCAUCGCUGCGCGGUGGCUCUGUGGCCUCCGAGUGCAUGUUUGGCAAGUUCGGGAACAACCUAGAGGAAAACGAAGCGGUGAUGGAGCGCGUGCGGCAGACUAACCCGCUGUACUUCAACAUCAACGCCGGGUUCAGCACGGCGGAGGCCGCGGCCCAGCUGCGCAGCUUCCUGCACGGCAAGUUUCCGACCCCUGUCUACCUGGAGAUGGGUGGAGCCCCGACCGCGGGCGAGGACGUCGCGUACGGCGCGGAGGAGGGAGCGCUGUCGAGGCUGUUUGGUGACCUGAUGGCGCUGCCGGUGGUGUGUGUGGUGUCGUACGAGGAGGGCGUGUGCCCGCUUGUGCGGAGCCUUGCGCUUGCGUUCGCGGGGCACCACCGCGGCGGCGUGCGGGUGAGCGUGGAGCAGCACGGCGGCGCGACGCUGCGUGAGACGCGUGCGGCGCUUGGGCACGGCGUGGUGAGCGCGAUGCCCGCGCCUGCGUGCACGUACGGCGAGCGUGUGCGCGUGGGGCUCGCGACGGGUGGUGAGGACAUAUCGGACAUUGCGCGGCGUGCCCUGGACGCGAUGGGCGGCGGCGUGGAGCUGCCGGCGACGUGCGGCGGCGGCGGCGCUGGGCUGCGUGUGCGCGGGUUCGUGGUGGACGCGCGGACGCGUGGGGUGCCUGUGCGGAGCGCUGCUGCGCUGCGCGAUGCGCUCGCGGCGCCUGCGCAGACGCUGUCGCUGGAGGACUUCCGCGCCGUUGCUGUUGGGCCGUCGGAGCGCGACGUGGUGCUUGUGGUGUCGCGCGAGGACGCGGACGCGAAGGCGGUGCACUGGGUGAACGGCGCGUCUGAGAGUGACCUGCUCGUGACGUACCCGCUACCUGUGGAGGCGUACGAGGACAUGGGCGCGGAGGUGCGGUGGUCAGCCCCGUAG
Messenger RNA from Leishmania braziliensis MHOM/BR/75/M2904, 1167 nucleotides. RefSeq lists its product as hypothetical. The record is from RefSeq and is a predicted model, not a curated record. NCBI's taxonomy places the organism in Eukaryota, Euglenozoa, Kinetoplastea, Trypanosomatida, Trypanosomatidae. The transcript has a single exon. Gene Ontology annotation, cellular component: Golgi apparatus. Bases 1 to 1167 code for a protein of 388 amino acids.